UACAUCUCCCAGGCCGCCACGCUUUCCAGCUGGAGUCUAGGGCGCUGACUGCUCCCCAGUUUCCGUAGGGAAGUGUCGGGCUACUGCAGCUAUUGUGCGUCGCGCUGUUGCCCUCCUCUUCCCGCUUGGGCGUCUUUGGAGGAAGGCUACGUUUCAUUGCCGUCCCGGCUUAACCCUUCCGGAGCUUAACAGGACAGCAGGCCGGCUCCCUUGGACCAGGAAGAAUUUUGGGAGACGGAGGACUCUGGUAACGAGACCCUAGGGUGCAAGUAAGAUACAGAACCAUGGGGCACCCCCCGCUGGAGUUCAGCGACUGCUACCUGGACAGCCCUGAUUUCCGCGAGAGGCUCAAGUGUUAUGAGCAGGAACUGGAGAGGACCAAUAAAUUCAUCAAAGACGUGAUCAAAGACGGCAACGCGCUUAUCAGCGCAAUGAGAAAUUACUCCUCUGCUGUUCAGAAAUUUUCCCAAACGUUGCAGUCCUUUCAGUUUGAUUUCAUUGGAGACACUCUGACUGAUGACGAGAUUAACAUUGCCGAAUCCUUCAAGGAAUUUGCCGAAUUGCUCAACGAAGUAGAAAACGAGAGGAUGAUGAUGGUACACAAUGCUAGUGAUUUGCUGAUCAAACCCCUGGAAAAUUUCCGGAAGGAACAAAUAGGCUUCACAAAGGAGCGGAAAAAGAAAUUUGAAAAGGAUGGAGAGAGGUUUUAUUCCUUGCUGGAUCGGCACUUACAUUUGUCUUCCAAAAAGAAAGAAUCUCAGUUACAAGAGGCAGACCUCCAGGUGGACAAGGAGAGACACAACUUCUUCGAGUCAUCCCUUGAUUAUGUUUAUCAGAUCCAGGAAGUUCAGGAGUCUAAGAAGUUCAAUAUUGUGGAGCCAGUCUUGGCCUUUCUUCAUAGCCUCUUCAUUUCCAACAGCUUGACCGUGGAGCUCACACAGGAUUUCCUCCCAUAUAAACAGCAACUCCAGCUCAGUUUACAGAAUACAAGAAAUCAUUUCUCCAGUACCCGAGAAGAGAUGGAAGAACUUAAGAAAAGGAUGAAAGAAGCUCCGCAGACAUGCAAACUUCCAGGACAGCCAACCAUCGAAGGCUAUCUCUAUACACAAGAGAAAUGGGCUUUGGGAAUAUCCUGGGUGAAAUACUACUGCCAAUAUGAGAAAGAGACCAAAACGCUCACCAUGACACCUAUGGAGCAGAAGCCAGGUGCUAAGCAGCAGGGACCCUUGGACUUAACCCUGAAGUACUGCGUGAGAAGGAAGACGGAGUCUAUCGACAAGAGAUUCUGUUUUGAUAUAGAAGCUAAUGAAAGGCCAGGAACCAUCACUCUGCAAGCCCUUUCAGAAGCUAACAGAAGACUAUGGAUGGAGGCCAUGGAUGGGAAAGAACCUAUCUAUCACAGCCCUAUAACGAAACAGGAAGAAAUGGAGCUGAACGAAGUGGGGUUCAAGUUUGUUAGGAAGUGCAUCAAUGUCAUUGAGACCAAAGGGAUCAAGACAGAGGGAUUGUACCGUACCGUGGGCAGCAAUAUUCAGGUUCAGAAGUUGCUGAAUGCCUUUUUUGAUCCUAAAUGUCCAGGAGAUGUUGAUUUUCAUAAUAGUGACUGGGACAUUAAGACAAUCACCAGCUCCUUGAAAUUCUACCUCAGGAAUCUUUCUGAACCUGUCAUGACCUAUAGACUUCACAAAGAGCUGGUCUCUGCUGCCAAGUCUGACAACCUGGAUUAUCGGCUGGGAGCUAUUCAUUCCUUGGUAUAUAAGCUACCAGAAAAGAACCGAGAGAUGCUGGAACUUCUUAUAAGACACUUGGUCAAUGUGUGUGAGCACAGCAAAGAGAAUCUUAUGACCCCCUCUAACAUGGGGGUGAUCUUUGGGCCCACUCUCAUGAGAGCUCAGGAGGACACUGUGGCUGCCAUGAUGAACAUCAAAUUCCAGAACAUUGUGGUGGAAAUCCUAAUUGAGCACUUUGUCAAGAUUUAUUCAGGUCCACCUGAGGAAAGUACUGCACCCCCAGUGCCUCCACCUCGAGUGACAGCAAGAAGGCACAAACCAAUCACAAUUUCGAAGCGCUUGCUGAGGGAAAGGACAGUUUUCUAUACUUCUUCCCUGGAUGAAAGUGAAGAUGAAAUCCAACACAGAACACCAAAUGGUACUAUCAUCAGCAGUAUAGAACCCUCCAAGAUGCCACAACACCCAAAAAUGCCUAUGCAGAGAAGUGGGGAAGCAGAUCAUGGGAGGAAAUCCCCAAGCAGGCCUGUUUCAGAUGGCAAGUUGGAGUCCUGCCUCGAGGUGGAUGUGGGGAAGUUGGUAUCUAGGCUGCAGGAUGGAGGGACCAAGGCCAUACCAAAGGCCACCAAUGGACCUGUGCCAGGCCCUGGGCCCACUAAGGCCUCCUCUUUCCAUGUAAAGAGACCAGCUCCUCGGCCCCUGGCUCACCACAAGGAGGGAGACUCUGACAGUUUCAGCAUAGUGCGGCCUCCAGGAGAAAAGCCAACCAUCAUCCGACCCCCAGUGAGGCCUCCAGAUCCUCCCUGCCGGGCAACUACUACCCAGAAACCAGAACCAAAGCCAGAUAUAGUGACUGGCAAUGCAGGGGAAAUCCCAUCGUCUGUGUUUUAAAAGCCUUGGCCUCAGGGGACCCUUUCCAGGUUCUAGAAGAGUCUUCUUCAAACCCUUGUGUGCUGAAGAGCAGAUCUUUCCUGGCCCUGCACCUUCAGGCUCUGGGAUGCUAUAAAAUAAGGGACACACGUCCUAGACACAAGUUUAUUUCUCCUUUGUAUUCUGUCUUCAUUCCCUCAGAAGGUCUAUCUUGAGCUCCUAUAAGACUGUGAAUGGCUGAACUCCCUCAAGCCAGACUGCAGAAACCAAGCUAUCCACCGACCUGAGUCGAAGAGAGGAGCUCAGUUUUCAACUCUUCUCUGAACUUCCUGCCUCCUCAAAAGGCCAUCUAGCUCUGAAAGAUUUGGGGCUAAAGAUUGAUCUCAGAAGUCUUACCCUGAACCAGAAGUUACUUGAGUUGGGUCCAUUGCUUACCUUGGAAGUAGGGGAGUAGGAAUGUUUGCUGAACUUUCGAGAAUCUUAAUAUGUCUCUUACUGAGGAUAUGGACCCUGGUGCCAGUUUGGAGCUUUGGCGCUGUAAUAUAUUGCCAAGAAUGUGUCUGCUCUUAUGGGACCAGACAGAAUGAGUGAUGCCCCCACAAUCCCUCCAAGUGGACUCAGGCCUUCCUGCUUUUGCAUACAGCCGCUUAGGACAAAUCUGCAAAGCAUGUUUUACAUGUCAAAGCCUAGGUCUGUUUGAAUUAUUCCUCCUCCUGUUUUCUCCUGACAGCUUCCUUUCCAAGCAAUCAAGAAACAAAAGCUGAAGACAGUUCUUUUAAAAAAGGCAGACUGUGUUUGUUCUGCAGGAGUUCCAUUUUUGGGUCAAAUGCUGGGGAGAAUUGUUAAGAUGGAUUGAGGCCAGGCAGUUGUCACUGUUGUUUCAUGUCUGCCUUAUGCAGAUAAGCUGUUUUAUCACCUGAAAGAAACAGUUCUUAACCCAAUAUCUGUGGAUUCAGGAACUUCGUAAAGCCUCUGAAAUGGUAUGCCUUUUCAAUGUGCCUUUUCUGAGGAGAUGGUCCAUAACAUUCUAGUGAAUUUCAAAUUGGGCCUGUGACACAAUAAAGGUUAAGAACCACAGCCUUUGAGAUAAAAGACUCUCUUUAUGACCUAUAAAAUAUUUGAUUAGAAAGGCCUUUCAGAAUUAUUUAGUCUAACUCCUUAGUUUACCGUUGGGGAAACUGAGGCAGAGCAAGUUAGCAGCCAUGUGUAAACAAGAUACCACAUCCCUGGGCACCUACACAAGGUUCUUUCCAUUACACCAUGCUUAUCUAGCAAGGGGCCUUAUGAUUGGUCGCUUUAAUGGCCAUCAUUUUGAGGAUCUGGCUUUUACCCUCUUUCUUGGGCCACACAUAUUUGCCACCAAAUGGGACUUCCAGACAUAAGCUCCUGGUCUUCCUCGUUUGCUAUUUCAAUCAUUGGAAAGGAAUUAAAACACAGUUAGUGUAGUGAGUCAGAAAUCUGACGAGUAGACAUUUCUGAUUCUUGUUUGUUGAAGAGAAGCUGCUGGAGAAAGUGUCAUCUCUUGUUUCCACACAGGUGCCUUGGCUUUAGGGUGGGCUUUAAGAUAGCCUGUCUUUAGGGUCUGUGUAAUUAUAAUGUGGUCCAGUGUGAGAGAAAGGACUUUCCUAUUGGACUCUUAUAGUCAGGCCCCACUAGUGCACUGACUAUAGUACUGAGAAAGAAGCAUAGACAUGGGGAGAGGGGAGGCGAGAGAGAGGGUAAGGGAGAGGGAGAUGAGAAAGAGAAUGCACCCAUGCCCAAACCAACUCUGAGAUGCCUUUGGAACAGUGUUACUGAAAGGCAAUAGCUACUUUCAAGAUUGAACUCUAAAUAUGGCUUAUUGAUGAGUUAGUAACAUGUAAGCUAAACACACUGAGAGCCUUUGUGGAAGUAAUUGAGUAGCAAUUUGAUGACAUUCUUAAUGACGAUGUACCCAGGUGGCCAUAUUGAACUCUCAGCUCUACCCAGUCUCAAAGGCAAAGUUGCUAAAAAACCAGGAGAAAGUAAGCCAAGUGGGCACCAUUCUACCUGCUGCUCACCCUCAAAGGGAAUCUCUGUGAGGCCUACUGGCCUCACUCAGCAAGUACUCAUUGAGCCACAGUCUCAGAGCUGUGGCCUCUCUGCUCUGUCCCAUUAGAUGACUAGCUAAACAAAGCAGGUGUGCAGAUUUUAGCCACAGAAGCAGUGGCCAAUGGGGCCUCAGUACCUUUGAAGAUAUUAGAGACAUGAUUUCACUCUGGUUUCCUUGGGGGGAAAUUCCACAGUCACCACUACAAAUAUUGAGAGAUUAUUGAGAACCAGAGAAAGCCACUGCAAUUCCAGUAGAAUAUGUGUCCCAGAAAUGUGGCUGUGAGAUUGCUAUGUGUUUCCUGGGACACAGAUCAAGAGCCUGGCCUAAAGAGUUGGGAUCACCAGUCUGACUGGAAGCCAAGGAGCAGUGCCUGGCUGGCUCUACCCCUGCCCUGGGCUAUACCCAAAGAAUGAACCUCAGCACCUACCCUUUUGUUCUCUGAUUUAAAGAGCAACAGCUUCUGUGGAAUGAGACUGGCUUGUCCUAGGCUUGAUGGAUGGAUAGUCAUUCAGAAGAGGCUAUGGGAAGGGGGUGAUAAUUGAAGCGUGUCAAUUGUAGGAAAUUAUCUGCAUACCUUGGCCAGCAGGUAGGAGAAACUGGCAAUGGAUGAACUGUAAAUGUUGAGCUGACAGUGAUAACAUUUAUUAAGCACCUACUAAGUGCUAGAUGCUUCAUAUACAUUAUAUCAUUUAGUCCCUACAAUAAUCAUGCAAGUGGAUGCUAUCCUCCUCAUUUUACAGAUAAAUGAUUUAUGACCCAGCAGGCUAAAAUUAAAUGGCUCAAGGUCACACAGAAAGUAAAUAACAGAAUUAUUAUUCUAAUCCAGCUCUCUCUGACUCUGCACUCCAUGUUGUUUUCCCUUUGCCAUAUAAAGGCCAUAAUACUGGAGCUGACCUACUUAACAAAAUAUUAAAAGGCAAGUAUUUGAGGGGAAGGAGGGGAUGAAGGUCCAGUUUACAGGGGAAUAAAAACUGGGCUGAAAGAGAUUUCUGAGUUAUGUUUUCUCCUCACCUUCAGAAUGCCCAUUUGAUAAUGUCUUAAAACGGAUCAUUUACUUUUACCUUGUGACAUGAAGGAUUUAUAUUUUAGUUGGUAGUUGUCAAGUCCUUGGCUUAGCUGUUUUUCAAAGAGAAAAAGGUCCUUGUAUAUGUCUGUUACUUCACCAAGGUUCUAGCAUGUGCAGUUUUACCCCAAGAGACGGGCGACAUCCACACAUGGUUUGAGAAAUAGAAAUGGUCUUGGUGCUUCUGCAGGACUUGAUGCCUUGGGAUCAAAUCCCUAUUAAGGGUUUUCUGUGGUGAUGAUAGCAAAAGUUAAGAGAUGAUUUAGAAUAAUAAAUAUUAUUGAAGUUUUUGUUUAAAAAAAGAUGGAGUAUGUUGCCCAGCCACUGAGGGGCAAAACUCAGCAUCCAAAUUGAGUAAUAAAGUGGUGUCAUGUAGAGUAUUUCUAAAAUAAGUUGCAAUUGUGGGAAAGAAUCCUUCCCUUUUCAAGAAGUUCCUUAAUUCUGUAAU
Messenger RNA from Eubalaena glacialis (North Atlantic right whale), 6179 nucleotides. It is a transcript of the gene OPHN1, whose product is annotated as oligophrenin 1. The transcript is spliced from 23 exons. NCBI's taxonomy places the organism in Eukaryota, Metazoa, Chordata, Mammalia, Artiodactyla, Balaenidae. The coding region runs from base 285 to 2618 and encodes 777 amino acids. Gene Ontology annotation, cellular component: cytoplasm. Gene Ontology annotation, molecular function: protein binding; GTPase activator activity. The record is from RefSeq and is a predicted model, not a curated record. Gene Ontology annotation, biological process: signal transduction.